UGUGUGACGUCAGUCCGCCUCGGUUAGGACGAUGGUUCGAAAGCUGGAAUCAGGUGGCGAUACUUAGGUAAUGAACAAGUGAUACAAAGUUGUCAAGUGCACUGGUGGUACAGUGAUUGAUGCCUGUAUUAGCCAAUGUCAAUCUGUGUGAGUCCAUCAAACAGAAACCACUUGCUGGUAUGACUGCAAGUCUGGAAUAUGGAAUUAAAUAAAUAAAUAAGUGCAAUGGGAAACAACCGUUCAAGAGCUGUAUCAUGAUGAUUCCAUAUUCUUAUUGGAAAACCCUGGUCUGAACUGCUGUACUCUUUUCCUUCUACUGCCAGAAGCAUUGUUUGUAAGAAGAAUCGAUGGAGGAAGAAAUGAAAAGUUUGCCACUCGAGAAUGCAUCAAUUUUAUCAGAGGGUUCCUUGCAAGAUGGUCAUAGACUAUGGAUUGGCAACCUUGAUCCGAAAAUAACAGAGUUCCAUCUUUUAAAGCUACUUCAGAAAUUUGGCAAUGUGAAACAGUUUGAUUUCUUGUUUCACAAGUCUGGGCCUCUGGAAGGACAGCCACGGGGAUACUGUUUUGUGAAUUUUGAGACAAAGGUGGAAGCAGAGAGAGCAAUUCAAUGUCUCAAUGGGAAGAUGGCGCUAUCCAAGAAACUUGUGGUCAGAUGGGCACAUGCGCAAAUUAAGAGGUUUGAUAAUUACAAAAAUGAAAAGGUUUUACCUAUCAGUCUUGAACCAUCUUCAAGCACUGAACCAACUCAAUCAAACUUGAGUGUCAAUGCAAAGAUUAAAGCUAUUGAAGCUAAACUCAAAAUGAUGGCAGAUAAUCCAGAUCCAGACCUGCCUGGGAAGUCAUCUUAUUCUUAUUUCAAGGCUACUGAGAAGAAAAAGAGCACACCCUACUCCAGAACAUCAUGGAAAUCUAAAAGAUGACAUGUUCGCUGUUGUUUCAGGCUAAUGUACAGUUCAGACUCUGGGGUUAUACUCUCCCGCAGUAUAUAGUGCAAGCUUUUUCUGUCCAUAAUCUUGAAUUACAUGCAUUAUAAAACACAGUCCCUAUUUUUCCAAAGAUCUUUUGGCGUAUUAUUUAUUAUUUACAACUAACUUGACUUUUAACUUGCUCAGAAAGCAGUUCAUUUUUGUUCUUCAAUCCACUGUACUACUUCACAUGAAGUUUUAAAAUGUAAUAUUCAAAUUAAAAUCGUUCAACAUCCUGGCAUUGAAAGAAAAGAAAGCGUACUUUAUAAAGUAUUGUAGAGUUCAUUAAUGUUUGUAAAUUGUUUUAAUCUGAGGCCGUGUAUGUUAGCAUAGGUUUCUUACUUGGGGAAAAAAAUUGAUUUUCAAAAUGAUGAAACGUUAUUUAUAUUUCAUAUGUGCCCUAUUUAUAUUUGUUUUCCUCUUUGAAUUAAAUUUACUUUGUAACAGCCAUUAAAUGUUUACUAAUGAUGUGCUAAUGCACAAUUUGUUUUUCAAGUGGUUGACUUAUUUCUUUUACACUUUCAUGUAGACUCAUUAAGUAAUUCACAAACGAUUUAAUGUGCACUAAAAAUGCAGAUAAUAAAC
Messenger RNA from Pelobates fuscus (common spadefoot toad), 1550 nucleotides. RefSeq names its product RNA binding motif protein 18 (gene RBM18). The record is from RefSeq and is a predicted model, not a curated record. NCBI's taxonomy places the organism in Eukaryota, Metazoa, Chordata, Amphibia, Anura, Pelobatidae. The transcript is spliced from 7 exons. Bases 348 to 920 code for a protein of 190 amino acids. Gene Ontology annotation, molecular function: RNA binding.